CGCUGUUCCAUGUCAAACCUGGAGUCCGUUGCAUUCAAUCGCGUAGUAGUCAACAUGGUGACCCUUAUUCUUACAGCUAUUGCAUCACUGCUGGCUGCGAUAGAAGCAGGAUCUGCGCCCUGCACUAGCCUCACUGUGCCUGACUUUCUAACUGCUGACACGACUCACUGCUAUGAUGAACAGCCUCUUGACAUCUGCACGCCGUACAAUGCAAACGACACGGAGAAAGUACGUGAACAAAUCAAUUGCACCAACUACGACGUCAACUACAAGGUCCUCGCCCUGACACUGGCCCUCGACGCUUCUGUGGCGGCAACUCUCCCAGAAGAAGACCGCAACCAAAGUUACGGUGUUACAGAGUUCAUUGUGCAGUGGUGUUCCAGUGGAUACGCUCUUCCAAGGCAUCUCUACAAUUACACAUGUGAAGAGUACUUGGCUAUGGUACCCGUUACCUGUGACGCUCCGGUUACCUUAAGUGUACCUGACGUCAACGGCCUCGGCAAGUACCCGGUUAUUCCCUACGUUUACGGUCUGUAA
Rhipicephalus microplus (southern cattle tick) is the source of this 537-nucleotide messenger RNA. RefSeq lists its product as uncharacterized. The record is from RefSeq and is a predicted model, not a curated record. NCBI's taxonomy places the organism in Eukaryota, Metazoa, Arthropoda, Arachnida, Ixodida, Ixodidae.